Messenger RNA from Pseudomassariella vexata, 455 nucleotides. RefSeq lists its product as uncharacterized. Bases 95 to 418 code for a protein of 107 amino acids. The record is from RefSeq and is a predicted model, not a curated record. The transcript is spliced from 5 exons. Lineage: Eukaryota; Fungi; Ascomycota; Sordariomycetes; Amphisphaeriales; Pseudomassariaceae.
CAACACCGCCAGCCUCUAACUUCAACCUGGGGGUGUCCCGGAUGUAGGUGUGGGACGUUAUAUCGAAAAUGGGAACCUUACCCGGUUUCUGCAAAUGGCAACCGAAGCGAAGCAGUCUAUACUGAAUCGUAUGCUCUCGGUCAUACUGUUUUGCUUAAUAAGAACCUGUAAAGCCAAGGCAUAUCCGCCAAAGGGCGAUGAGGACGCUGCUGUUCAGUUGGAGACUAUUCCCAGGCCUGGCAUCAGGGCUAAUAAUUGGAAGGCACACGACGACUUGCACGGGGGAAAUAUCAUGCUCGGUGAUAUGGACUCGAAUUGUCCAGAGCACACGCUAUGCCCUGUCGUAAAACUGAUUGAUUUCGGCCUAUCCGGCCAACUGGCGCCUUGGGGAGAGAGACCUCUUUGGUUUAGAAGAUAACCCGUGUAAUAUUGCAAAUGCGGUUGCAUGUAUGGCA